Messenger RNA from Xenopus tropicalis (tropical clawed frog), 4486 nucleotides. It is a transcript of the gene cfap251, whose product is annotated as cilia and flagella associated protein 251. The transcript is spliced from 22 exons. Lineage: Eukaryota; Metazoa; Chordata; Amphibia; Anura; Pipidae. Bases 144 to 3353 code for a protein of 1069 amino acids. Gene Ontology annotation, cellular component: motile cilium; axoneme. The record is from RefSeq and is a predicted model, not a curated record.
UAGGAGAACAAAUAGGCCUCCCUGACUCAAUGGUGCUCAGCGUGAAGCUUAGGAUAACAUUUGUGGGAAUGCCUGUUUCUCUUAAAAACACAAGCUUGAAGGUCUGUUAGAGUGAGAUUUUAGAUAAACAUAACUGAAAGAUUAUGGAUCCACACAUAGAAAUCACUGCCAGUGAGAGCCAAGCAGGAACAGCAGAAACACAGGAAUUGGAAACAGCAAGUCUCAACGCUGAUGGAGAAAUAUUCCAGCAAGUUGAGGAGCAUGAAGUUACUGAGGAAAAUUUAGAUCCCUCUGAAGAAGAAGCUUCACAGAACCCAUCUCUUGUUUAUAACCCAGAACAAAGGUUAAAUGGUGAAAAUGAGCAGGAGUCAACAGAAAUGGAAUCUACUUCUUCAAGGAUAUUUACCAUUGAUGACCAGGGGCAAGAGUUACAUGGGAAACAGGAAUCACCUGUAGAAAAAAUGCAUGAAUUAUCAGACGAUAUUAAUGAUAACGAACAUGUGAAAGAAAUGGUAGCUGAAAUGGUCCAAGAAAGACACACUGAAAGUGCAAAAGGAGAAGACUCUUUGGUUUACACUGCUACCCCCAAGACGUUGUUUGAAGAUGCAAAUAUGACCUCUGCAGAUAAACCACUUAACUUGUCGUGGUCCUUUGGUUUAAACAAUAAAAUCCCAGUUUUUAACUUUUAUGAUGAAGAACGUCAGGUGAUUGUGUAUGCUUGUGCCCACACAGCUGUCAUACAUGAUAUAUCACAAAACCGUCAGCACCACCUUCAGGGACACUGUAGCUGCAUUUCUUGCAUGUGUGUGAGUGAAGAAAGGAGAUGGAUUGCUACAGCUGACCAAGGCACUGAAAGUCUUAUUAUAAUAUGGGAUUCAUUCUCUGGGAUACCUGUUCAUACAAUAUUCAAUAGCCAUCCAGAGGGAGGGGUAAUUGCCAUGUCUUUCUCCCACAACGGAAAGUAUUUAGCAACUGUUGGAGGAGGAACUAAACAGAGAGUCUGCAUUUGGGAAUGGACCACAGACACUGGAAAACCAAUUUGCUCUGCAGAACUCAGGCAAGAAUUUGGCAUACAGACAUAUAUAGUUUUUAAUGCUCAGGAUCAGACACAACUGGUAACCAGCAGCGAAACACAAGUUAUAUUCUACACAUGGACCCACAACAGUUUGGAUUAUGAAGCGCCACCACUGAAUGAUAAUACAUUUAACAAAGUGGUGGGGGAAUUCAGCCAAUCAGUUUUUGAUUUCAGUGCAACAAGAGCAUUGACAGGAACAUCCGCGGGAAAGCUGGUUGUCUGGGAGACCAUCCACUCUCCAUCGAUCAAAGCAACAUCUUCCAUACAGCCACACAAAAAGAAGGCUUUAAAGCUAAUGCAUCUGCAAAAAGAUGCUAUUACAGUGCUUUCUACCCAUGACAGGUAUUUUGUAACUGGGGAUGUACAGGGACACGUUAAAUUCUAUGACCAACGACUACAACUUGUGAACUGGUACAGCCAUCUAACCUUGAGGCCUGUUCGUUCCAUCUCUUUCUCAACAUGUCCACCAGUUACAGCAAGUGGCAGAACCAGAUACCCUCAGGAUUGCUCUAUAAAGGGGGAUCAGUUUGCCAUAAGCAACUUCAUUGUGUCAACAGUCGAUUCUGUGGUUCUGCAUGUACAUACAGAUGGUACAGUAUUAAAGGAACAUAUGCAUGAGCCCAGUGAAGCUGUGCACGCACUUGCCUGCCAUCCUUGUGAGCAUCUAAUUGCUAUUGGAAGUUAUAGUGGACUCCUAAAAGUAUGGAACUACAAGGCCCGAAAACUGUUCAUCAGCAGGAUAUUUGGCAAGGGCAAAAGCUUGCAUUGCCUUUCCUAUGACCCUAAAGGUUUCUUGCUAGGAGCUGGUUUCACAGAUGGAAGUGUUUACAUCCUUGAUGCUAUGACACUGGAAGAUGAAAUUGCAGAACCCUUUAAGUAUGCCAGAGGAUCAAUAACCCAUAUUGCCUUCUCACAUGAUUCUCAGUAUCUAGCAACAGCUGACACAGAGUUUACUGUGACACUGUUCAAAUUAUCACGAGAAAAGAAUGGUGUGACUUGGCAAUAUUUUGGAAGAUAUCGCAGCCAUUACAAAAAAAUACAGAGUCUAGUAUUUGGGAUCCAUCUCGACACUAAUGAACCAAGGCUCAUAUCCCUUGGAAUGGAUCGAAUGCUGGUAGAAUAUGAUCUUGCAAACUGUGUUAAAGGCUAUCUCCAAAUAAAGAGCACUGACCGUAUUGAGCAGAGUGCUGUCCCACAGUCUUUGGCUUGGUAUCCACCAGUGACUAAAGAAUGCUUUAUCCUAGUAGCAAAUGAUCACUACAAGAUGAAGCUUUAUAAUGCAACCACAAAGAUGUGCAGAAAAACAUUGCUAGGUCCAACAUUUGGUUCUCCUGUUAGAAGAAUGGAGGUGCUUCCUACAUACAGUGAAGAAAUCUGUAAGGGCUACAUGACCUACAUUACAGAUGAUAAGGUUGGGCUUCAGAUCUUGCCGCUUGAUGGAAACCCACACAAGUCCAUGUCCCUUAUAUGCCAUCCAGAUGGUGUGAGCAACCUUGCCUGUUCAUAUGAUGGUUGCUUUGUUUUUACUGCUGGAGGAGAUGACUGUACAGUGCUGAUGUGGAAGACAAAUUUACAGGCACUCGAGUCUGUUUCUUCCCUUGGUGGGGAUGGUCUGACCCCCUUCUAUGGCCUGCUGCAAGGAGGAAGAGAGGGGUUAUUAUUUAAGGAGCUGGAAAAUUACUUCUACUAUGCACAGCUACGGCACCAAGGGAUUGAUACAAUGGAGACCAGACAAGUGUCAACUCAUAUUCCCUUGAAGGAAGUUCCUUUUAUCAUGCGCGCACUUGGAUAUUAUCCAUCAGAGCAAGAGGUGGAAAACAUGCUGAAUGAAGUCAAAUUCAGUGAAUACGUGGAUACAGGAAAGCAAGUUACUUGCAUCAGCUUAGAAGAGUUGAUAAAACUUUAUAUUAAUCAUAGACCAGCCUUUGGACUUUUUAUGGAAGAAAUACAGUGGGCUUUCCAAGUACUUGGCUUUACUAAUGGUGAUGGAAAGCAAACAAUUAACAGGGGAGACUUUUUACAGAUACUUCAAUCAAGAGGUGAGCAUUUGACUGAAGAAGAAAUUGCUGAAUAUCUUAGUACUUUGUUGGGAUUGAAUCCAGAAGGAGGGAGCUCAGAAAUGGGUAGCUACGACUCUACAGGUGCUGCAGAUCUGCUGGAGCAAGGAAUCCCAGAAGAGAUUACCACAGAUAUGUUUGCUGCAGACAUUCUUGGUCUACCUUUCCAAGUUAAUGGGAACUAUGAAGAGCACACCGUAACAAAAGAGACUGCUUCUUAGGAGUCAAUAAUAAGUUAUAUUUUUUCCUGCUCCUUAUUAACCUAGUAACGAACCAGGCUGCCAACACCUCUCAUUGAACUAGAUGUUAUAUGUGUAUACGUAUGUACAACAAUGUUUUGUAGAAGACUUAUGUUAAGAAGUGGUAGACAAAAGAAUAUUCAUCUUGUUCUGCUCGAUGUAAAAACACCUAUUGAAAUCUGUUCAAAUAAUUAAUGGUACCAUUGCAGCUGUGUUUUCAAGCUUUUUGAGGUAAUAGUGUGCAAUUAAAGCCCUCUAGUUACAUCAUUACAAAAAUACUAUAAACAGAAUUUUAAUUAAUACCCUAGACAAAAGAGUUACUCCUCUACAGAUUAACAAAAUAGCUCUAAAGUAAAAAAAAAAAAAUAAUUAUAUCACCAAUGUAAUAACUCUUUUUAGUGUUUCUGAAACAAAUAGCAAUUGGUCAUAAGUUGCAGAUAGAUGAAAAAGGAGCACCUGUGCAGUUACAUAUUCUAAUCAGCAAUUAGUUGUGAUUAGACUAAAACAUAUUAGUAAAUGAAAGCAGAUGUCAAAUUGUCUGUGUAACUGCACUGGUGCAGUUAAAGCAGAAGGAAAGUCUAAGUCACUUGGGGGUGCCAAAAUGUUAGGUACCCCCAAAGUAACUGUAAUCGCUUACCUUGUACCCCGAGCUGGUGCCGCUGUUAGUAGAAAACCACACCAGCCCGGGGUAGCUGCAGCGAGUGCGUCCUUCUUCCAUAUGUCUUUUGCCGGCAAAAUCCCUGGGCUGGUGCUUGCGCAUUAGAGUGAAAAGCCGACUUUGUUGUUAAAGUUCAGCUUUUAACUCUACUGCGCAUGCACAAGCGUGUAAACAAGGAAGAGGAAACACUCGCAGCUACCCCGGGCUGGUGCGUUUUUCUCCUAACAUAUUUGUUAACCAAUAAAUGCUAUCUGCCGAUUGGCUGUUGUACAUUAUUAGAAAUGCUGCAAUUUUUAUUACAUAACACCUUUACUGCUGCCUACCUAUAUGUUGAUUGUAGAGAAUAAAAUACAAAAAAAUGCACCUUUUUUUCUGAUCCCCUUUAAAGCUCUUAUUGAUGUAAAGGGUGAUUCUAUAAAAUAUUAAAUUGUGGGGUCUGACUACUUUUGCAAAUUCA